AUUAAGAGACCUAAACGACUCGCAAUGGUCCUUAUCGUCUGCGUUUCACUUACAUGGCUACUCUAUGACCGCAAAUCACUCAGCAGUGGACAGCAGGAUGACAUUUUGAAAUUGAAAGAAGAGGUUACACGCUUGCAGAAUUCAGUAAGUUUCAAAUUUUUGUUUUUGUGCCUUCACUCGGCAGAAAGUAUUCAGAAUGAGGAGGAAGUCAAUAAAUUCGCUAAGGAUAUUUAUGUUGAAGAAGAUCCUAUCAGCAAACAACGAAGAGAUAAAAUAAAAGAUGCCAUGCUUCAUGCUUGGACAUCUUAUGAAACGUAUGCGUGGGGAAAGGAUGAACUUAAGCCACAAUCAAUGAAUGGUGUUGACAGUUUUGGCGGUCUAGGGGCAACUAUAGUAGAUUCACUUGACACAUUAUUUGUGAUGGGUCUUGAUGAUCAAUUUAAUAGAGCUAGAGAGUGGGUUGCUGAAUCAUUGUCUUUCGAGAAGAACAUUGAAGUUAGUGUGUUCGAGACAACCAUAAGAGUGAUGGGUGGCCUUCUUAGUGCUUAUGAUCUCUCUGGUGACAAAGUUUUCCUAGAGAAGGCCAGAGAAAUUGCAGAUAAGUUGUUGCCUGCAUGGAAUACAGCUUCAGGAAUCCCCUACAAUAGAAUUAACUUGGCAUUUGGCAAUACAAAUAACCCUGCAUGGGCGCGGGGAAACAGUAUUCUUGCGGAUUCUGGUUCCGAACAACUCGAAUUCAUUGCUCUCUCUCAAAGGACAAAAGACCCCAAGUACCAAGAAAAGGCAGAAAAGGUCAUCAAGGGGCUUCAUAAAGAUUUUCCGGAUGAUGGGUUACUUCCUAUAUACCUUAAUCCACUUACUGGAACUCAAACAGGUGGAUCAGUUACAUUUGGUGCCAUGGGUGACAGCUUUUAUGAGUACCUACUCAAGGCCUGGAUACAAGGAAAUAAAACUGAAGCUGUAGCAUUUUACAGGGAAAUGUGGGAGAAAUCAAUGAUAGGUCUUCAAAGCUUGAUUAAAAAGUCAACACCUUCGUCUUUUGCAUACAUAUCCGAGAAGCUUGGAAAUGCAGUCUUUGAUAAGAUGGACGAGUUAGCUUGUUUUGUUCCUGGAAUGUUGGCUUUGGGAUCUUCAACCUAUGGCCCUGGAGAAGCUGAAAAAUAUCUGUCACUUGCAGAGGAGCUUGUAUGGACUUGUUACAACUUUUACCAAUCAACACCAACUAAAUUGGCAGGAGAGAACUAUUACUUUCGCGAUGGAGAGGAUAUGAGUGUUGGUACCACGUGGAAUAUCCAAAGGCCUGAAACAAUUGAGUCAUUAUUCUACCUCUGGCGUUUCACUGGAAACAAAACAUACCAGGAAUGGGGUUGGAAUAUUUUCCAAGCAUUUGAAAACAAUACUCGGAUCGAAACAGGAUAUGUCGGACUCAAAGAUGUGACUACUGGGCAGAAAGAUAAUAUGAUGCAGAGCUACUUCCUUUCAGAAACACUAAAGUAUCUUUAUCUGUUGUUUUCGCCUUCAUCAGUCAUUUCCCUGGAUGAAUGGGUGUUCAACACGGAGGCUCAUCCUUUAAGAAUUGUGACUAGAGUUGCUAAUGAAGAGAGUGGUAACCCAGAAGAGGUAUUUCCACGUCAUUUGCAUGGUAGAAAAGAAGGUCGAAUUGAAUAUAAGUAGCUAAGAGUUGUUGCUUUGAGAUUAUUGUAAGCAUAUCCUGAAGCAUAGUUCCUAACGUACUUUCAAGUUAGAUCCAUCUUUACAUGACAAUUUUUCAUCAGCCAGAUUAACGAUAGCUAGCACAAGGAUCUACUUCUCCUGCCUGUCUAUGGUGGACGAUAUUUGGAAGCUUUGUUUAUGGUGUAAUUAGUAGGAUAAAUGUGGGUGUAAAUUCUUAGGUAGAAACAGAGAUCGCUCUACUUUAUAUUCGACCUCUUUUUUGCAUAGUUCUAAAUGCUUGUG
Messenger RNA from Vigna angularis (adzuki bean), 1956 nucleotides. Its product is annotated as mannosyl-oligosaccharide 1,2-alpha-mannosidase MNS1. NCBI's taxonomy places the organism in Eukaryota, Viridiplantae, Streptophyta, Magnoliopsida, Fabales, Fabaceae. The coding region runs from base 25 to 1674 and encodes 549 amino acids. Gene Ontology annotation, molecular function: calcium ion binding; mannosyl-oligosaccharide 1,2-alpha-mannosidase activity. Gene Ontology annotation, cellular component: Golgi membrane; endoplasmic reticulum. The transcript is spliced from 15 exons. The record is from RefSeq and is a predicted model, not a curated record. Gene Ontology annotation, biological process: carbohydrate metabolic process; N-glycan processing.